Molecule: messenger RNA, 316 nt
Organism: Drosophila arizonae
Lineage: Eukaryota; Metazoa; Arthropoda; Insecta; Diptera; Drosophilidae
Gene: VhaM9.7-d
Product: Vacuolar H[+] ATPase M9.7 subunit d
Biological process (GO): proton transmembrane transport
Cellular component (GO): plasma membrane proton-transporting V-type ATPase complex; proton-transporting V-type ATPase, V0 domain
Molecular function (GO): proton-transporting ATPase activity, rotational mechanism
Source: RefSeq, a predicted model, not a curated record
UUGUCAAAAACUUUCUCUACUCCAAACACAAAACUCACUCACUGUCGAAAUGAACAAAUACCUUAGUCUUAUAAUAUUCACCGUAUUCUGGGCCCUGUUCGCCAUCAUUGGGUGCAUCGUCGCCAUUCGCUUCAAGGAGCGCUCGAUCAUACGAUGCUGCGUUCUGCUGACGGCCGCCUGCUGCUGGAUCGUUUGGCUCGUCACCUUCGUAAUGCAAAUGAAUCCCCUGGUCGGCCCGCGCAUGCACCAACCCGUUUUAAUGGCAAUGAUGUCCUAUUGGAAGAGAUCCUAUAUGCACGACAAGCCUGACCCCUAG